GUUGAAGUAAAGCAGCAAGUAAUGCGGCAUCUAACAAAGUAUGGAAAUGUACCAAUGUUUCUGAGUUAUUUAAUGCGUAAAUUGCACUAUAUAUCAUUUUCAACCAUUGCAAUAAACGAAGUAAUAGCCAACAUCUACCACCUUCCCAAACUUCACACCACACCAACUUCAUUCACAACUCAUAACCACAUAGCCACCAUCGAUCUUUCUUUUGGUGGUGAGGAAGAGAAGAUCAAUGAUCAUUUACCUCAUCGAUCAAUGGACGACCCCAACUCACCCCAUCUCAACGCAUCCUUUGCUUUUAGAUCCACAACUCCUCAUCAGAACAACCUCUCCAGAAGCCAUUCUUCUAAAGAAACACCUUUCUCAAACUUUCUUAACUCCCCACCACGCCUCUCUUGCCCUACUCUUUCUCGCAGCCUUCAAAACUCUCCUAUUUCCUCUCCUCUUCAUCCCCAUCACCACUUUUCUCCUCCUUCUCCGACUAAACUCUCGGAUUCUUCUGACCCUCAAACCACUUACCACUGUGCCUCUUCUGUCCUCAGAAACGAUGGCCAGAUCCUCUCCAUCGCCUUCUCCUCAAACGGCUUGGUCUACACCGGCUCCGACUCCAACUUCGUCAGAGUCUGGAAGCUCCCUGAGUUCACCGAAUGCGGCCAGCUCCGGACCAAGGCCUGCAGGGUGGUGGCUCUCGAGGUUUCCAACGACACGGUCUAUGCAGCCUAUGGUGAUGGCAAGAUAAGGGUGUGGAGAAGAACCUGGGAUAAGGUUCUGAAGCAUGUUCGCUUGGCUACCAUCCCUAAGGCCCUCGGCUAUGUCCGCAGCUACAUCGCCGGCAAAGACAAGACAAUGCACAAGGGGAUAAUCACGUCGAUGGCAAUCAACACGGCGGAGGACAUUCUAUACACUGCUUCACUGGACAAAACGGUGAAGGUGUGGCGAAUCUCGGACCUGAAGUGCAUAGAGACCAUAAAGGCGCACCCGGAACCGAUAAACGCGAUGAUCGUGGCUGAUGAUGGGGUCCUGUACACAGCCUCGGAUGAUGCCACAGUGAGGGUUUGGCGCAGAAACUUUUGCAGCCAUGACCAGCCGCAUUCUCUGACGGUAACCCUGCACGCGAAAUACUCACCGGUGAAGGCCCUAACGCUGACCCCAGAUGCUGGAAUUCUGUACGGUGGGUGCACUGAUGGGUACAUACACUUCUGGCUGAAGGGUUGGUUCGCGGGACAGUUACAGUAUGGAGGGUCGAUCCAAGGGCACACCCAUGCAGUGAUGUGUCUGGCGAGUGUGGGGAAAUAUGUGGUUAGUGGUUCGGCUGACUCGACGAGCAGGGUUUGGGGAAGAGAAGGUGAUGGUCAACACACGUGUCUGGCGGUUCUGGUGGGUCACAGAGGACCGAUUCGGUGUGUGACAGCAUUCAUGGGAGGAAGAUUGGUGGAAGAUAAUGAAGAUAGUUGCACCAUUUGCACUGGUAGCCUUGACGGGGUCCUCAAGGUGUGGCGUGUUACUCAUAAGACUCUUAAUAAUCACUCUUCGUCGCCGCCGGGGGCUCCCACCAAGUAUUUUGAACUCUACAAGCAUCUUUGAUCAAUGGAAAAUAUUCUUUUGUUAUCACUCUCUUUUUUUUUUUUUUUCUUUCACCUUUUUACUUUUUCUUUGUAUUCUUCAUGCUUCACACGUCGUAACUUUUAGUUUCAAA
Molecule: messenger RNA, 1699 nt
Organism: Vigna unguiculata (cowpea)
Lineage: Eukaryota; Viridiplantae; Streptophyta; Magnoliopsida; Fabales; Fabaceae
Product: protein JINGUBANG-like
Molecular function (GO): protein binding
Source: RefSeq, a predicted model, not a curated record